AUGAGUGAUAAACUAGACUUGUCAGAAGUGGAAAGAUUUGACAGAACAAGACUGAAGAAAACUAAUACUGAAGAAAAAAAUACUCUCCCAUCAAAGGAAACAAUCCAGCAAGAGAAGGAGUUUGUGAAAAGAUCAUGA
This is a messenger RNA of Peromyscus californicus insignis, 138 nucleotides long. It is a transcript of the gene Tmsb15a, whose product is annotated as thymosin beta 15A. The transcript is spliced from 2 exons. Gene Ontology annotation, biological process: actin filament organization; regulation of cell migration. Gene Ontology annotation, molecular function: actin monomer binding. The coding region runs from base 1 to 138 and encodes 45 amino acids. The record is from RefSeq and is a predicted model, not a curated record. Gene Ontology annotation, cellular component: cytoplasm. Lineage: Eukaryota; Metazoa; Chordata; Mammalia; Rodentia; Cricetidae.